AUGGCUCCGACGCCUCUCGCCUGGCUGCUGAGCCUGGCCACACUCUGCCAUCUGACCAUCCUAGUGGCCGGCCUUGUUGACACAGGACAGCACCACGGUGUGACGAAAUGCAACAUCACGUGCAGCACGAUGACCCGACCAAUCCCCGUGAAUUUACUCAUCGGCUAUUGGAAGAACCCGGAGUCCUGCGGCAGGCGCGCUGUCGUCUUGGAGACCAAAAGGCACAAAUAUUUCUGUGCCGACCCAAAGGAGAAAUGGGUCCAAGAAGCAAUGAAGCAUCUAAACCGCUCGGCUCAGACUCAAAAUGGCGGCACGUUUGAGAAGCACAUUGGCUCAGAGCCCACGAUCACCCCAGCCACCACCGAGGGACAGUCCCAUCCUGCAUUCUCUGAGCCUGAAGCCACAGGGGAAGGCAAUAGUUUGGAGGUGACGACUUCUUCUCAGGAGGCCCAGAGGUCCAUGGGGACUUCCCCAAAGCUGCCAGUGGGGACGACGGACUCCUCAGGGUACAGGUCAACCCCGACGUCAAAGGCUCCAGAGGAAAGGCCUCCCGCUGGGCCAAGGAGCACCGAGCCGAUCGGGACAGCUGUGGCCUCGACCACUGUUGCCCAGCAGAGCCAAACUGGGCCUGGCCUCCGGGUCAUAAAGGCCCACUCUGAGACCCACUCCACCCAGGUCCUCUCCACGGAGCCCCCCUCCACCCAGACCCCCGACAUGUCAUACCCAGCCCUCGAGGAGACCACCCUGUCUAAAGGCCAGCCCACAUCGGGCAGGGGACAGACCCCUAGUCCAGAGACCUCUCCAGGGCCUGAGGAGAUGAGUCCUGUCUCAACACCCAGGGGUGCGUCCCAGGACUCGGGGCCUGGAAAGAUGACCCACGCUCCUGUGGUCCCUGUCUCCUCCGAAGGGACCCCUAGCCAGGAGCCAGUGGCUUCAGGCAGCUGGGCCCCCAAAACUAAGGAGCCCACCCAUACCCAGAGGUUGACUAAUACGUCUGGCCCUAUCAAUACUGACCCUGGCCCCCAGGAAGCCACCCGAAGGCAGGCAGUGGGGCUGCUGGCCUUCCUUGGCCUCCUCUUCUGCCUGGGGGUGGCCAUGUUCGCCUACCAAAGCCUCCAGGGCUGCCCCCGCAAGAUGGCGGGAGAGAUGGUGGAAGGCCUUCGCUAUGUCCCCCGGAGCUGUGGCAGUAACUCCUAUGUCCUGGUGCCAGUGUGA
Molecule: messenger RNA, 1215 nt
Organism: Marmota flaviventris (yellow-bellied marmot)
Lineage: Eukaryota; Metazoa; Chordata; Mammalia; Rodentia; Sciuridae
Source: RefSeq, a predicted model, not a curated record